Racocetra persica is the source of this 145-nucleotide messenger RNA. Lineage: Eukaryota; Fungi; Glomeromycota; Glomeromycetes; Diversisporales; Gigasporaceae. The record is from the annotation of a GenBank genome assembly.
GGAGGGAGAGGAAGGUGUUGAUGCGGGUGAGGGAGGAGGAGUAAUCAGAAUAAUUCCACAAAUACCCAAAUUGCCAGACACAAUUAUUAAGUAUUCGCCAGAGAGUAGAAAAAUUUUGGCCAAUAAAAUUCUUAUUCAGAAUUAG